AUGGCGCAACAAGGGGAUGCCGAGUCCACGUCCAUGUGGCAACUCUCUCCCUCACUUGGCGCCUCCAUUACCUUUCUCAUCCUCUUUGUUCUAACAACCGCCAUUCACCUUGGGCAGGCAGUUUACUACAAGCAGAAAUACUGCUGGGUCAUUAUCAUGUCAGGCAUAUGGCAGGUCUUGACGUACAUCUUCCGCACAGUCAGCAUCCAGCAACCCGACUCCUUCAACUACUACGCUACUUGGUUUGUCCUCAUUCUCAUUGCGCCACUUUGGACAAACGCCUUUGUCUACAUGGUGUUCGGCCGCAUGGUCUGGAACUACACAGACGAUCGUCGCGUGUGGCGAGUAAAGGCGCAGCAUUUUGGCUUCGUGUUUGUACUCUUGGACAUUGUAUCAUUCGUCAUCCAAGUGUACGGUGCUGCCAAAGCCACAGCAAAAGACGCGCCGACGGACAAGGUGCUUCAGGGACUGCAUAUAUACAUGGCCGGUGUUGGGAUACAACAACUCUUCAUUCUCAUCUUCUGCUUGUUUGCUUUACGACUUUUAUUCCUGCUAAGCCCCGGUGUGCUGCUCCUUUAUACUCAAUUUGUUGUACUGGCUUUAAUCUCACUUCGAAUUAUCUUCCGCAUUUGCGAAUACGCGCAAGGACUCGACAGCUCGAUACCACUACACGAAGCUUACCAGUAUGCGUUAGACUCGCUGCCCAUGCUUCUUGCGCUUGUUGCCUUCAACGCUAUUCAUCCGGGACGAAUCAUGCGCGGCAGUAAAUCUGACCUGCCGUCAUUUCGGAUGCAAGAAAAUCGCACGCAACUCGGAAGUGCAGAUGCUGGCCAACCUAGUCGUUUUGAAUAG
Trichoderma aggressivum f. europaeum is the source of this 852-nucleotide messenger RNA. RefSeq lists its product as uncharacterized. NCBI's taxonomy places the organism in Eukaryota, Fungi, Ascomycota, Sordariomycetes, Hypocreales, Hypocreaceae. The coding region runs from base 1 to 852 and encodes 283 amino acids. Gene Ontology annotation, cellular component: membrane. The transcript is spliced from 3 exons. The record is from RefSeq and is a predicted model, not a curated record.